Molecule: messenger RNA, 2401 nt
Organism: Vitis riparia (riverbank grape)
Lineage: Eukaryota; Viridiplantae; Streptophyta; Magnoliopsida; Vitales; Vitaceae
Product: pumilio homolog 24
Exons: 17
Coding region: 98-2089 (663 amino acids)
Biological process (GO): regulation of translation
Cellular component (GO): nucleolus
Molecular function (GO): mRNA binding
Source: RefSeq, a predicted model, not a curated record
UUUCCAAAAACCCUCACAAAACCCCAGCGGCGAUAGAAUCAAAACCCACAUAAUACAUUCAACAGAGGGGACUAGCAAGGAACGAAGGGGACUUCCAAUGGCGGCAAAGACCCAACAGAGCAACAAAUCUAAUAAAAGAAAGCAAAUUACAGGUCCUCACAGCAAGUCAGAUACCUCACCGUCCAAGAAGCCGAAGCUCCUUCAAUCCAAAUCCUCCAAUCCUGGAAACAAGGGCCUGAACAAGCCCUUCAAAUCGUUCAAACAACAGCGCCCCGUCAAAUCGCAUUCCGGAAAAUUAGAAACUGCUGGAGCAAAUGAGGGUCCAAAAUCGAAGAGAGAACGUCGGUUGCAUGCCAAGGAACUGACAGAGGCUAGGAAAAAGAAGAGAAAGAAGCAUUACACUCUUGAACAAGAGCUUGCAUCACUGUGGGAAAAGAUGAGGCGCCGUAAUAUUGCAAAAGAAGAUAGAUCUAGGUUGGUGAGUGAAGCUCUACAUAAGAUGAAAGGGAAAAUCCCUGAAAUAGCAGGAUCCCAUGUUUCUUCCCGUGUGCUGCAGACUUGUGUUAAGUACUGUACACAAGCUGAAAGGGAUGCUGUAUUUGAGGAGCUUCAACCACAGCUUCUCACCCUUGCAUGCAACACGUAUGCAGUGCAUCUGGUGAAGAAAAUGUUAGAUAAUGCCUCUAAGAAACAUCUGGCAGCAUUUAUGUCUUCCCUCCAUGGCCAUGUUGCUUCUCUUCUUCGUCAUAUGGUUGGAUCUGUUGUUGUUGAGCAUGCAUACCAGUUGGGAAAUGCAACUCAGAAACAAGAGCUUCUGAUGGAAUUGUAUGCCACAGAGCUUCAGUUGUUCAAGGACUUGGCCUCAGUAAAAGAGAGCAGGUUAAUAGAUGUAAUUUCUAAACUAGGACUGCAAAAAGGUUCUGUCUUACGACACAUGAGCUCUGUGAUUCAACCAAUUUUGGAGAAAGGAAUAGUUGACCACUCUAUCAUACACAGGGCAUUAAUGGAAUACUUAAGCAUUGCUGACAAGCAGUCAUCUGCUGCAGAAGUAAUCCAGCAGUUAUCAGGUGCACUCCUUGUUCGAAUGAUCCAUACCAGGGAUGGAUCCAGGAUUGGGUUGCUCUGCAUCAAACAUGGGAGUGCAAAGGAAAGAAAGAAAAUUAUCAAAGGAAUGAAAGGCCACAUAGACAAGAUAGCUCAUGAUCAAUAUGGGAGUAUGGUGCUUGCUUACAUUCUUUCAACUGUCGAUGACACAAAACUACUAACUAAGGUUAUUAUUCGUGAGCUUCAAGCAAUUUUGAAAGAGCUUCUUUUGGAUAAGAAUGGAAGACGAGUCUUAUUGCAGCUCCUUCAUCCAAAUUGUUCCCGCUAUUUCAGUCCAGAGGAUCUGGUUUCUUUCAAUUUGUCUAUUCCUUCUCUUAGUCCCAAGAGUGAGUCCAAGGUAAAUCCUGACUCUGUUAAGGAAGCAAAAUCUUCUAAGACCAAGGAAUCUGGUGAUGAGGAGACAAAGGGUGACCUAGAGGUAACUACAGCUGAGGCCAAUGAAAACACUAGCCCCAGUGAGAGCCAUCACAUAGCUGAAGGUGGAAAAAAGGAUCCAAAUCUAAGAAGACAAGAGUUGUUGGUUGAUAGUGGGCUUGCUGAGAAUCUCAUUGACACAUGUAUUGAGAGUGCAGGAGAAUUACUUAGAUCAAAUUUUGGCAAAGAAGUCAUGUAUGAGGUUGCAACCGGGGGUGCUGGUGGCAUUCUACGCCCAGCUUUGGAUGAAAAGUUAGAUGCACUACAUGGAGCUAUAGCAUCUCUUGCAGCACAGCCUAAAUCAGAAGAAUCAGAAGAGGAACAUGUCCUUGAAAAUUUUCACUCCAGCAGGACCAUUAGAAAACUGGUCUUGGACUGCCCUACUUUUGCUUCCACUCUGUGGAAGAUAGCUCUUGGAGGGAAGUGCGAAAUGUGGGCCCAGGGUCACAGUCAUAAGGUAGUUUUGGCAUUCUUAGAGGCCUCUGAUUCUGAGGUAUGUGAGCUGGCCAAGGGAGAGCUGCAGCCCUUGAUAGAUAGUGGCAUUCUCAAGAUCCCAGAGACCAAGCAGUAGGCAAAAUAAAGUUUCAAGGCACUGGUAGCCCCAAUGAAGAGAGGAAGUCUUACUCAAUGGAACAAGCAUUGCCGUGAUGGUGGAUCCUACUGGUUCUCACUUCCGUAGUAUUUCCAGUUACAUAGCCAUGUAAUGUUUUUCUUUUUGGCCUAAGAAACAAGUUAAUGUAGCGGCUUUCAUAAAAGACUAGACUGUGCCAGCAGUAUUCCGUUUUGGUUGAAUUGAGUUUGAAAGUAAAAGAAAAUUUUUGUAUCAAAGACAACUUGUUUUCCAUCAGAUGGGUCUGUACUAUAUCUGGCUUUCUACUUAUUC